AUGGAGAUCACAGACAUGAGCCACCUCUUUCUAGUCUUCAACAUUCUGACAGCGACUGCAGUGACAACAAAAACUGUAAAACCAACACCAGUACAAGUAAAAUUAGCCCAGCAGUUCAAUCAGAUGGACAGCAAAACUGUACCAACCUUUUUGGUUUUCCUGAACUCAGAAUAUGAGCCUUGUCUGGGUACCCUGAUCCACAAACAGUGGGUUCUCACUGCAGCCCACUGCUUCUUGCCAUUUCUUGAGAUAAACAUUGCUGCUUCAAAAGAGAGUUUCCAAAACAAGAUUGGAAACUUAAGACCCAUGCUUACUGUUCAACACCCAGAUUUUAGCCGGGAUUCUGCUGAGCAUGACCUCAUGCUUAUCAAGCUGAAUCAUCCCCAAAAGCUCAAUGAUCAGGUGAAGCUGGUGGUUCUGCCCAAUAGCACAGAUGACAGAAGAGGGGAAAAGUGCACGGUCUCUGGCUGGGGCUGGGAAUGGAAGAAUUCCAACACAGAGCCCGAUAUUCAGAUAAACCAGACUGUCUUUUGGUUCCCUAAUGAUGACUGCCAAGAGUCCCCUGUGAGAGAAUUUCCUGUUAAAAUCACAGAGAACAUGUUCUGUGCGGGAUCGUCUCUGGAGAGCACACACACGUGUAAGGAAUUAGCAGCUGCCCCAAUCCUGUGCCAGAAUCAGCUCCAUGGGAUCCUAUCUUGGUCAGCAGGAUGUAUUCUGAGAGGUGAUAUUGGCUACUACACCAGGGUUUCCCACUAUACAGACUGGAUCCACAAAGUCAUCCACAGCAACUAAGCUCUCUCUCUUCCCUCUCCCAGUGGCCUCAGAACUGGGUCUACCAUCUUGACCCUUCCUUUCCCUCAAGUCUCAUAAAAAGAUGGGAAUAGAGUCUUUGGCUAUC
Messenger RNA from Enhydra lutris kenyoni (northern sea otter), 898 nucleotides. RefSeq names its product serine protease 58-like. The coding region runs from base 1 to 792 and encodes 263 amino acids. Gene Ontology annotation, molecular function: serine-type endopeptidase activity. Lineage: Eukaryota; Metazoa; Chordata; Mammalia; Carnivora; Mustelidae. The record is from RefSeq and is a predicted model, not a curated record. The transcript is spliced from 5 exons. Gene Ontology annotation, biological process: proteolysis.